AUGACGUCACAUCGCUUUCCCGCUCAAUUCACUUCACGAGAAACAACACCCAGAAGACGUCAUUUUUUUUUUUUUGCUUUCCCAAAUUUCAAGAAAAACUCAUUUUAUUCAAGUGAAAUUGAAACGAAAUCAAAUAUUUCAUUUUUCUUGAACGAAAUCCAAAAAUGGCUUCGGAUUGAAUGGACGAAGAAAUCGAUUGAACAAUUAUCAACCGUUUGCGAAGAGAAUUGCACCAAAGUCAGGCGGGAAUUUGAUAAAUUUCGGGAAGAGACAAGGCUGAAGGCCGAAGAAUUGUGCGACCAAAUGAAAGAAAAGACGAGCGAAAAAGAAAGGAAAUGGCGCCAAUCCAUCGAAGAGAAAGAAAGACUUUCAUUAAGCGACGACGACGAAGAAAUUUUUUCUGGUGUCCGGUCUCUGGGAGCGGAGUUUUCAGGGCGGCUCUACGAAUCGUUCCCUCCUGUUGAGGAAGGUCAUUUUGUGGUGACCUUUCCAGAAUGGUGCCAACGAUCCUUGGAACAACUUGAAGAAGAAAUCGUCGACUUUAAGGUAAAGACAUGGCAUCCAAGAGAAUUGGAACUUGAAAGCGAAUUCCGCCUUCGGGGUUCGAACCUGGGGUGGAUUCGGUCGAUUACCGCCAGCGACAUAGACGGUCACGUGUUUGUUGUCGAUUGGGGCGACAAAUCGAUCAAGGAAUUCGGCGAGACUGGGGAAUUCGUCGGCCGAUACUCUCCUCCUCCUCCCGCUUCUAAAUUUCAUUCCUCCCCCUCCCUUAAACUGUUUUUCUCCCUUUCUUUUCUCCACCCCCGACUUUUUCCCUCUCUCUAUAUUUGCUUAUGUUUUUCAAUGCCAUCCAAUUUCUGUUUUCUCUCCCCUUCAUUGUUUUUAUCUUUUCUUGAUUUUCUCUCUCCACCUACUCUCUCUGUUUCUCUCUCUCUCUCUCUCCUCUCUCUCUUUUUCGAUAUCAGAAGAAAAGCAACAAAUUGGAAACUGAAUUCUUAA
Molecule: messenger RNA, 999 nt
Organism: Acanthosepion pharaonis
Lineage: Eukaryota; Metazoa; Mollusca; Cephalopoda; Sepiida; Sepiidae
Source: the annotation of a GenBank genome assembly